AUGGCAUCCAAACGACCCGAACAUCAAGGUCCACCGGACAUUUUUUACAACGAAGAAGAAGCCCGAAAAUAUUCGCAAAAUACACAUAUUAUCGAUGUACAAACGAAAUUAUCCGAACGUGCUAUUGAGUUACUCAAUUUACCCGACGAAGAAUCUUGUUUAGUACUCGAUAUUGGCUGUGGUUCUGGUUUAAGCGGAGAAGUACUAACUGAACUGGGUCAUCAAUGGUUUGGAUUAGAUAUAUCUACUGCAAUGUUAGAUGUAGCACAAGAACGAGAAGUUGAAGGUGAACUCGUCCUAGGCGACAUUGGUUAUGGUAUGCCAUUCCGUGCAGGAUCGUUCGAUGGUGCGAUAAGUAUCUCAGCAUUACAAUGGUUAUGUCAAGCUGAUAAAAGUUGUCACAAUCCCGUGAAAAGAUUAUAUAAAUUCUUUUCAACACUCUACAGUUGUUUAGCUCGUGGAGCACGUGCAGUACUUCAGUUCUAUCCAGAAACACCUACCCAUGUUGAUAUGAUCACACAACAGGCAAUGAAAGCUGGCUUUACCGGAGGUCUCGUUGUUGACUAUCCCAACAGUACUCGAGCGAAAAAGAUGUUUUUGUGUUUGUUUGCUGGUGGUCAAGUUCAACAACUACCGAAAGGGCUAACUGGGGAAGAAGGUAGUGAGGAUGUUCCGACACAAGCACGUUUCGAUAGAGAACGGCAACGAUACAAAGAUCUUCGCGGUAAAUCAUUGAAGAAGAGUCGAACGUGGAUUUUAGAGAAAAAAGAUCGUUGGAGAAACAAAGGAAGAUAUCUUCACGAACAUUCAAAUUUUCGGAAAUAUGGGAAAAUCCUUAUUAACAACAAGACUAUCGCACAGAUACCAGAAGAAACCAGAUUGACAUCGGAACCCAGCCCAAAUGACGAAGAAUUAGCAUUACUACUCAACGAACGUCACAAUCCAUCGAAUAGCAACGAAGCUAAUGAACCAGAUUCAAGUAUUGAAAAAUCCAUGAAUAACGAACAAAACGAAGCUUAUUAUCUCCGAAUAUUAUGCGCUUUGUACGGUAGCUGUAGUGCUGCUGCGUCUGCCGCCGAUGAUAUUGAGAAUCAUAAACCAAUCGUGGAAUACGAUGAAAAGAAGCACAAGCGUUUACUUUCUCGAUUAUUUCAUGGCUAUCCCAAAUUUGGCAAACGGGCAUUCACAUCGGCAUUUGAUGGAAUACCGAAAUUUGGUUAG
Messenger RNA from Adineta ricciae, 1221 nucleotides. Lineage: Eukaryota; Metazoa; Rotifera; Eurotatoria; Adinetida; Adinetidae. The record is from the annotation of a GenBank genome assembly.